AUGGACACAGAGAACAGCCACAAGCUAGCAAUCAACCUUCUUUCGCUCGGUAUACACCCAAAGGAUUACUCAGUUGAUUGGGAAGGUCUGAAAACUACCCUUUGGAACAAAGAUUUCAUCAAUCCUAUCGGUUUAGCUGCUGGUUUCGACAAGCACGCUGAAGCUAUUGAUGGCUUGUUCGAUCUAGGCUUCGGUUUCGUGGAAGUUGGUUCCGUCACCCCAGAACCUCAGUCAGGAAAUGAUAAACCGCGCAUGUUUAGAUUGUCUGAAGAUGAGGCAGUCAUUAACAGGUACGGCUUCAAUUCAGUUGGCCAUAUGACAGUCCUAGCAAGGUUAAGGCAUAGAUUGAAGAAGUUCGUCACAAAUAAUUCAGACACAGAUACCACCAACCAACUUCUUCAAUCUGGUUUGUUCAGCGCUGAUGAAACUAUGACUCACUUCGACACUCCUGCUUCAUUGCAUAAAGGUAGAAUUCUUAGCUUGAACCUCGGUAAAAACAAGACUACCGCUGAAAACGAUGUUAGCGAUUACGUGAAAGGCGUCAGAAGACUUGGUCCAUUCGCUGACAUGUUGGUUAUUAAUGUCAGCUCACCAAACACUCCAGGAUUGAGAGGUUUACAAAGGAGAGGUUUGUUAGAGGAGCUUCUUUCGAGUGUGGUUGGUGAACGUAAGACUCUUAAGAAUCAUCUUCCAAUCCUUGUAAAAGUUGCACCAGAUCUCGGCCUUGAAGAGUUGGAAGAUGUUGGAUUGGCAGCCAAGAACGUCGGUAUUGAUGGCGUUAUAGUUAGUAAUACGACACUUGAUAGACCUUCAACACUCAAAUCUGAAAACAGUAAUCAAGUUGGUGGAUUGAGUGGUAAACCUUUAUUAGAAAAGUCUGUCAAAGCGUUAAAGGAGCUCUACAUUUCUACAGAUGGUCAAGUCCCUCUAAUAGGAUGUGGAGGCAUUUCUUCGGGCAAGGAUGCUCUUAAAUUUGCUGGUGCAGGUGCAUCACUAGUUCAACUGUACACUUCAUUAGGAUAUGAAGGUGUAGGAUUACCUAGGCGCAUUAAAGAUGAGAUUACUCAAGAGUUGAAGUCACAAGGUAUUGCUUCUUGGCAAGCUGUUGUUGGUACAGAUGCCCUCGCUGAAUUGACCCGUAAAAGAUGGGAAAGAGGCUACUCAAUUGCCAUUUCAACGCUCACCAAAGAGGUAGAGAGCUUGAUUGAGCGUGCAAAAAGCUUAGCAGAUGGUUUCAACGAGAAUGAUGAUGGGGAGAAGGUCAAGGAGGUAGUGAAUGAGAGUUUAGAAAAAGCUAAGGAGGUUAAAACACGACUUGUGUAG
Messenger RNA from Wallemia ichthyophaga EXF-994, 1323 nucleotides. RefSeq lists its product as uncharacterized. The coding region runs from base 1 to 1323 and encodes 440 amino acids. The transcript is spliced from 2 exons. Gene Ontology annotation, molecular function: dihydroorotate dehydrogenase activity. Gene Ontology annotation, cellular component: mitochondrial inner membrane; cytoplasm. The record is from RefSeq and is a predicted model, not a curated record. Gene Ontology annotation, biological process: 'de novo' pyrimidine nucleobase biosynthetic process; pyrimidine ribonucleotide biosynthetic process. Lineage: Eukaryota; Fungi; Basidiomycota; Wallemiomycetes; Wallemiales; Wallemiaceae.